AUGUCUGACCACGUACAGCGUGAGAGGUCUCGCUCACCCCGUCGCCGUUCUCGCAGCCCUUCUCGUCGCGAUCGUCGUCCGUACUCCCCGCGCAGCCGCUCCCGCAGCCGUGGUGAGCGUGACGAAUACCGUCGCCCCGAGCGUCGUUCCCGAUCCCCAUUGAGUGCUUCCGGAGCAGCUGGACCCCCCUCCGCUUCUUCUUUUGGUGGACGCAGCGGUUAUCCUUCGGCCCGAUACGAGGAGCGCGCCGGUUCGAAAGACAAUAUGAUGCAGACCGUUCGCGAUUCGUCCCAGCAAGACCGCCGGGUCUACGUGGGCAACCUUUCUUAUGAUGUCAAGUGGCAUCAUCUUAAAGAUUUUAUGAGACAAGCUGGAGAAGUUCUCUUUGCCGACGUGUUGCUUCUUCCUAAUGGAAUGUCGAAGGGAUGCGGGAUUGUGGAAUAUGCAACCAGGGACCAAGCACAGAACGCCGUGGAAACUCUCAGUAACCAGAGCCUGAUGGGUCGUCUCGUUUAUGUUCGCGAGGUAUGCGUUCGCGACAUCGAAUCUCUCACAACUCAGCAAGGUACCGUCAUCCGUGCCGAUGUGCACACUGAUCCCUCUGGACGCCCCAAAGGUUCUGGCAUCGUUGCUUUCGAGUUCCCUGACGAUGCGCGCAAUGCCAUUGCCCAGUUCAAUGGAUAUGACUGGCAGGGUCGUAACAUUGAGGUCCGUGAGGAUCGAUUUGCUAACGCUGGCCGCGGUGGCUUUGGUGCCGGCUUCGGCGGUCGUGGUGGCUUCGGUGGUAUGGGCCCUCCUCGUGGCGGCGGUUUUGCUGGCCGCGGCGGCUUCGGCGGUGGCUUCGGUGGACGUGGAGGCUUUGGCGGUCCUCCCGGCGGCUUUGGCGGUCCUCCCGGCGGCUUUGGUGUUCCCCCCGGUGGAUUUGACCACGGAGCUCCUCCGGUCACCGCCGGGCCCCCAAACCCAUUUACUGACUACGCUACUUCUAACGGCGAGAGAGGCCCUACGAUCUACGUUCGAAACUUGCCUUGGUCCACUUGCAACGAGGACCUUGUCGAUCUGUUCUCCACCAUCGGCAAGGUUGAGCGGGCCGAAAUCCAGUAUGAACCUCAUGGCCGCUCCCGCGGCACCGGUGUUGUUCAGUUCGAUACCCCUGAGACUGCUGAAACCGCCAUUGCCAAGUUCUCCGGUUACCAGUACGGUGGCCGUCCUCUGGGCAUCUCCUUCGUCAAGUACAUGAACCCCAGCGGUCCUGGCCCUGAGGAGAUGGAAGGACAGGAGGCCACUAGUGGUCUGACCCAGGAUCAGAUCAUGUAA
Molecule: messenger RNA, 1317 nt
Organism: Penicillium bovifimosum
Lineage: Eukaryota; Fungi; Ascomycota; Eurotiomycetes; Eurotiales; Aspergillaceae
Exons: 7
Coding region: 1-1317 (438 amino acids)
Cellular component (GO): cytoplasm; nucleus
Molecular function (GO): mRNA binding
Source: RefSeq, a predicted model, not a curated record